GCUAAACCAGGGAAGAUUGAGCAGAAAAGAACAAAAAAAAAAAAAAGCAAUCAUUUUUUUGAGUUUCGUAGCUGGAUGAAUAUUCUUUCUAUUAAUUAAGAGAAAUAAAAAUAUAAAAUUAUUGUGGGUUCUUAAAAGAAAGAUCGAUUAGUCUUCUGUUUCAGCUGAGGCAAAAAAAAAGGAAGAUGGGGCGUGUGGAUGAUUACCUGGCGAUGAAGACAGACGUCGAAAAGGUGGCUUUAGUCAAUUCCGACGUGGAGGAGCUCAAGAUCGCCGCCAAGAAACUCCUCACCGAUGUUUCGAACCUCGGUGGUUUAGCCUUCGGUGUCUCCCUCUUCAAAUGGAUCGCUUCUUUCUCCGCCAUUUACUUGUUGAUAUUGGAUCGUACAAAUUGGAGAACCAAGAUGCUUACUUCACUCUUGAUUCCAUACAUCUUCCUCACCCUUCCUGGUGUCAUCUUUAACUUCCUCAGCGGAGACGUUGGGAAGUGGAUAGCUUUCGUUGCAGUUGUACUCAGACUUUUCUUCCCUAAGCAUUUCCCAGAUUGGCUUGAGAUGCCUGGUUCUCUGAUCCUUCUGCUGGUAGUGUCUCCACACUUCCUUGGUCACCAUAUACGCGGAGGCUGGAUCGGCUAUGUCAUCUGCCUUUUCAUUGGAUGUUACCUUCUUCAAGAACAUAUCCGAGUAUCUGGUGGGUUUAGGAACUCGUUCACGCAGCCCCGUGGAGUUUCAAACACUUUGGGGAUCAUCCUUCUCCUUGUCUACCCUGUUUGGGCUCUCAUCAUUCGUGUCUCAUAAUCACCACCAAUAUCUCUUCCCAUCUCCAAGCUGUGUCCCCAAUAAACUGAGCAAGAACCUCGGAUAUCUUUUGGUGUUCCUUUGUUCUUGCUUCUGUUACAUACCUAUAAAUACUAGUGCGUGAAGCUCAAUCAAUGUUCUACAUUAAAAAAGAAAGAAUCUCAUUUUUUUUUUCAACUAUCUGUCUGUCUGUUCUUGUAAUAAGAAAAAUUUUAUGUGUAAAAGUUGCUUGUUAUGGAUUAUGUUUCGUAUAUCCACCCAUGGAAUGGUUGUCGUUUUAAUAUGGCUAAAGGAUAAUAAACUGC
This is a messenger RNA of Eruca vesicaria subsp. sativa (arugula), 1102 nucleotides long. The record is from the annotation of a GenBank genome assembly. NCBI's taxonomy places the organism in Eukaryota, Viridiplantae, Streptophyta, Magnoliopsida, Brassicales, Brassicaceae.